CAAGAGCAAUCCAGCAGUCAGUUUCUUCUGGGACGACCCAGCGGACGGACGCGGAACAAUACAACCGCUCUCUAUUAUGAGCACUGGGUGUUCAGCCCAACUCCGCUGCUGCUUAUCCCAAAACUUCAGAUUCUGCGACAAACAACCGAAGGCGACCUUUCGGCUGUUUGGAUUUCCUAACCACCAGAAGGAAUCUGAUGAGAAAAGGUGAAGAUGGGUGAGUGCGAGCUGCGUGCCGAGAGGCUCUCGUUCCAGUGCCUCUUCCAACAGGAACGUAGCAAAGAUGUCGAGUUCGAGGUUGGUCCUCCCGAAGGUCAGGCAUGGCGCCUGACGGCACACCGCCGAGUGCUGGCGGCCUGCAGUCCUGUUUUGAGGGCCAUGGUGUUUGGGCCUCUGGCCCAUAAAAGGGGCAGCACCAUCGAGAUCAGGGAUAUUGAACCGCGCGCCUUUGAUUGUCUUCUUAGAUAUGCGUAUGGUCAUCCACCACAGUUCCAAACGUUGUCCACCGCGUUGUCCACUCUGCACGUGGCGCACAAGUACCUGUGCCCGGGCCUUGAGUGGGAAUGUGCCGCCUUCCUCAACGAGCAGGUGCAAACGCGACCCGACUGCGCCCUUGAGGUCUUUCAGGCCACCAGCUUUUAUUGUCAAAUGAAAGAAGUGCUGGAACCAACAGCGCCCCCAGCUGAAGAUUUGGAGGCUGACGAGACCGAAGGCAGUCGUCUGAUGGACAGUCCGCGCAGACGGUCCCUGAUGGCCACUGCUGGUGAUGGUGGCCGACGCUCAAACUCGGACUGGAACGUGGCGAUGGGCGAGGCGAGCACUCGGCUGCGGCACAACUGCCUGCAGACGAUCGACCAGCAUGCCAACGACGUCCUCGCACUCGAGCAGUUGGAGGACUUGGAUCUGGAGUCCCUUCUGGCGGUCAUUAGCCGAGACAGUUUUGCCGUGACCUCUGAAGUGUCCCUUUUUAACGCCGUGGAAAGAUGGGCCGAGUGCGAAUGCAAACGCCGAAAGUUGCCACAUGCCGCCGAACACCUGCAAGAGGCCUUCGGAGGAUCUGCCGUCAUCUGCAGUGGAAAGGUGGCACGCCUGCUUCUGCUCAGCCCUCAGGAGUUUGCAGAAGGACCAGUGAGGAGUCCUCUGCUGACUGCUGAGGAGCAGAAGACAAUGUUGGUGCGCCUGGUUGGCAACAAUCCGUGGACGCAAGACGCCGCUGUUCUAAAGCCCCUGGACUACAUCGAAUGGGAGCAACUGGCGCGGCCGAGAGUUCCUUGCUCUCCGAACUACCUCCCGAUCAAGACCCAUCAGUACCCUGGCAGUUGCGAGGGCAGUCCUUGCAAGUCGUCAAAGAGCAAGUGCUGGCGGUGGUGGUGGCCGUGCCGGAGGAACAAACAGAAGCCCACCAAGGAGGCCAAGAAGAAGAGGCAACAGCAGGACAAGCAGCCCAAGUCAGAAAAGCCCAUUUGCUGCUCCAAAACGUGUGAUUAUUUCAUUAUUCUGAUCGCCUGCCUCUUCGACUGAGUGCAUGAUUUCCACCCACUCUUUUUUCGAUCUCUGCUGAAUUUUUUUGAGAGUUUGGAGAAAGAUUUUUUUAGUCGUUCUCAUAAAAAAAUUCCUAUCCAUUAUAAAUUGCUCCUGAAGAGUUUUCGUCUUUGAAAAACACAAGGAGCUGUCAAAUUUUCUGUAGCAAAAACUUCUCCAGACUCUCUUUUUGGCUCUCAAAUUUGUAUUCAGAGAGGGAAAAUUAUGGCGUCCAUGACACACAUACACAUCGCAUUGAAAUGGUGCCAUUUUUUUACAUUUUUCCAAAAUGACGUAGGUGCGAAAUUUCUAAGAAAAAAAAGCACAAUAUUUGACGAAAAAUAAAUCUGUGACGUGUAGAAAUGGAAAUUUCCUUUGUUAGAGCUUUUGAUUAGUCUAUAUUGAGAAUGUUAUGUACUAGCUGUUGACAAGCUCCUUUCUUAUUGUUCCUAUAUGUAGAUUACUACUAAAAGUAUAAUAUAGCCUCUCUCAAAAUUGCAACUGGAGGAGCCCCCACAAUGGAUUUGCCAGGCUCGUUUGCGUUUUGAGAGUAUUGAAAACCAAAUUGGGCUCUAUAUAAUUUAUGUUAAUUAUGGGAAAAAAAUUGUCAAAAUUUAUCUAUCGAAGAGGCUAUAAGCUAGUCAUGUUCAGUUCAGCCCGUAGCACACCUGUAUGUUUCUGUUCCACAACUAUUGUAGAGGUCAAAAGUUAAAUUUCAACAUUUUUUCUGUUUUAUGAAAAAGAUAUCCAUUCGAGAAGUAUAAUUUUGGUGCUAAUAAUUUGACCUCUACAUAUAAGAGUAGAGUGUCUACCAAAUUUUAAUGUAAAUCGUUAAUUGUCACAAGAAAAGUUAAAAAAUCAUGCCAAAAAUAUAUGAUAUAUUCAAUGCACUGAUACAGUUGCUAUGCAAAAUUUACAAGCUUAAUUGGACUGGUGUAACAAGUCUGAUCAAGCGCAAAUGAAUUGCAAAACAAAACAUAAUUUUAUACUGCUUUUGUACGCAGAAUUUUAGAAAUAUAGUUGUGUUUAAUUUAAUCCAGACUGUUCAAGUGCCUAUCUUGAAGAUGAAAUCGUAAAUUGUCAGUUUCAGAAGGCUAACUUAAUGAAUUUUACUUAAGCUUUUAGAAUAAAUUAACAACCUAUCAUGCAAUUUCUCUUACUUUUGUUCCUAUAAAUCUUUUUGCAAUUGUAUUAAGUGCUUUGAAAUUUGUUGGAAAGACGCCGGAAACUAAUAUGAAUGUUGAAACUAACUCAAUAUAUACAUAUAUGUCACCGCCUCUGCGUGUUUGAGGCGUUUUGUUCGCUUUUGGAAAUUAUGUUGUUUAUUCAUCAGGAAUGAAAAAUAAAAUCAUGUUCGGAAACUCUGGAAGUAAAAUAAUAUGCAUUGGCCUAGCUGCGCAGGGCUCAGAGAGGAUGAUUUAUCAUUGAGCUGGACACUUACUAUAUCUCUAUGAAGAUGCAGGACGCAUCGUUUGCCGAUUUCGUUGCAUUUAAUUAAAGUUGUACGCCUACUUAAACAUCUUGUGUUGAAGCAUAAGAUAAAAUAAAAUGAAGUAUUAA
Molecule: messenger RNA, 3081 nt
Organism: Neocloeon triangulifer
Lineage: Eukaryota; Metazoa; Arthropoda; Insecta; Ephemeroptera; Baetidae
Product: BTB/POZ domain-containing protein 1-like
Exons: 6
Coding region: 214-1521 (435 amino acids)
Biological process (GO): neurogenesis
Cellular component (GO): P-body; cytosol
Molecular function (GO): protein binding
Source: RefSeq, a predicted model, not a curated record